Argiope bruennichi is the source of this 2592-nucleotide messenger RNA. Its product is annotated as carboxypeptidase E-like. Gene Ontology annotation, molecular function: metallocarboxypeptidase activity; zinc ion binding. Lineage: Eukaryota; Metazoa; Arthropoda; Arachnida; Araneae; Araneidae. The coding region runs from base 101 to 1498 and encodes 465 amino acids. The transcript is spliced from 9 exons. Gene Ontology annotation, biological process: proteolysis. The record is from RefSeq and is a predicted model, not a curated record.
AUGCAGAUGGCGAUUCUUGUUUAAAUUCCGUGGUUUCUCAUUUAUUUGUUCUCUUUCAUUACAUCAUUGUAACCUUCAGAAGUAAAAUUUCUCUUCAAGUAUGCUGCUUUUACUGUAUACAUUAAUUGCAAGUGUCUCUUGCCUAGAGCCUUUAUGGAAAGAACCUUUAACUCAUCUCAAUAAUGCCGAAUUACAAGAUUAUUUACUAAAAGUUCAUAAGCAGUGCCCGAAUAUUACUCGAGUGUAUGAAUUAAGUCAACCAAGUGUGAAUGGAUGGCCACUUGUGGUGAUUGAAUUCACCGAACAUCCUGGAAAACAUGGGUUUCUUAAACCUGAAUUUAAAUACAUUGGAAACAUGCAUGGUAAUGAAGUUCUUGGUCGUGUUCUGUUAACUAGCCUUGCUGGUUAUUUAUGUGAUGAAUAUAAAAAAGGAAAUGAAGAUAUUCAACAUCUGAUUAAUAUUACUCGUAUUCAUAUUUUACCAUCAAUGAAUCCUGAUGGCUGGGAUAUAGCAACACAGUCUGGUGGUAGAGAUUGGCUUGCUGGAAGAGAAAACGCCAAUGGUAAAGAUUUAAACCGAGAUUUCCCUGAUUUAAAUGCAAUUGCAUAUCAAGCAGAACAGCAGAAACAGUUAAGAACAAACCAUCUUUUUUCAGCAGAUGUUAUUGACCAUAAGUUGCAACCAGAGACAAAGGCCGUUAUACAGUGGAUUUUAAACAAUCCUUUUGUAUUGUCUGCUAAUUUACAUGGUGGAGCUCUAGUAGCUAAUUAUCCAUAUGAUGAAGCAAGAAAACCUCACAAGCUUCAUGAUUACACUGCUACCCCUGAUGAUGAUACCUUCAGGUAUUUGGCCAAGGUAUAUUCUGGUGCCCACAAAACCAUGGCUGCUGACAAGCCUAUAAGCUGUGGUGGUGAUGAUUUCACUCAUCAAGGAGGCAUUACUAAUGGGGCAGCAUGGUAUAGUGUUGCUGGAGGGAUGCAAGAUUUUAACUAUUUGAGCUCAAAUGAUUUUGAAAUAACAUUGGAGUUGGGAUGUGACAAAUAUCCUGCUGCUGAUAAACUCCUUGGUGAAUGGGAAAACAAUAAAAAAGCUCUAAUUGAUUUUAUCUGGAAUAGUCAUAUUGGCGUUAAAGGAGUGGUAAAGGAUGCUGGUAAUGGAGUUGCUUUGCCUGGUUCAAAAAUCAAAGUUUACAAUAUUACAGGGAAUCGUGUGAUAGAUCAUGAUAUUACUUCAGCCGUAGGAGGAGAAUACUGGCGACUUUUAACACCUGGUGUCUAUCGUAUUACUGCUAUGAAAGAAGGUUACAUACCUCAAUCUAAAAAUGUUACUGUAGUCAAUCCUCCAAAACAUGAAGCUAUCCGACUGGAUUUUGAUCUUAUGCCAAAUUUUGAAGAUGAAACCGACAUAUUGUUUGAUACAAUGAGAACUGAUCCUGAGACACUAGAGAUUUUGCAGCUGUUAGAUUAUUUGCGAUCUCGUGAACAGAAUGAUGACUGAAUUUUCCAGCACUUGUUAUAAACAAGGCACUGUAUCUUAUGAACUUUAUAAGCAUAUUCCCUUUCCAUUCCUUGAACAUUGAAAAGUAAAUUAAAUGUUCAUUUCAUUCUUCUGUAUGAAAUUGUUCCUUUUAACUUAAAAUUACAUAAAUAUAUUGACUUAAUUCAAUUUAUGUGGUUAUCCCUAGUACUUAAAAUAGCAAUUGAAUAAAAGACAAUUUGUAAUGUUAAUUAUGACAGUUGCUGUGUACAAUUAGCAUUUUUUUUAUAAAUAACUGCUAAUAUUCUAUAUGAAAUAAGUUUGAUUUUAAGAAUUUAUUGUGUGAUUAAUGCUAAACAUGCUGCAAUUUUUUAAUUCAUUUUUUAAAAUCUUAUAUUGUUUUAUACUUUAAUAAUAAUAAAAAAACACAAUUGUGAUUAAAUUUAUACUUAAAAACUUGAUUCUGAGUUAAUACUUAAAUGCAUUGUUUUAAAACUUACAUUGUGAUAGUACAUGAAUUUGUUUUGAAAUAAUUUUAUUUUUUCUGUAAAUAUUAUAUUUGAUGCAUUAUGAUAAAAUUUCUUAUGUGUCAGUUUGUUUUGAAAAAAUUUUACACUUUUUUGAGCUUGAAAUCUAGUCACUUCCUGAGUCAUAUCUUCCAAAGAAAAUUGUUUUCUAAAAUGAGCACUUAUUUUUUACCUGUUAUUUUUAUUAUUAUUAUUUUUACUGUCAAGAAAUGCAAUAUUUUAAUUUUAUUGUUAAGAUACUUAACUUUUAUCAAAUGUUGUUAAACAAUGUUGAUGGACCAAAAAUUUUAUCUGUUGUAAAAAUAUUCUAAUUUAUCCCAAAUGAUAUCUAUACAUUUAGAUAUAUAUUUAUAGUUUUAUGUCUGAAUUUCUAAAUGAUGUUUUUAAAUUCAACAAUGUGUAAACAAUUCUUAAUUAUUGUGGCUGAAGUAAACAAAUAUCAAAUAUGUUGACAUUAGUUUCUUUCAAUACUACUAGUCUUUAAAUAUCUCAACAUGUAUUAAUAGUUACUGCAUGAAAGUAUAUAUUCAUCUCACCUGUUUGAUUUCUGUAAUAGUAGAUAUGUAUUAAUAAAUUGAAGAAAAUAUA